This is a messenger RNA of Polistes dominula (European paper wasp), 2101 nucleotides long. It is a transcript of the gene schlank, whose product is annotated as ceramide synthase schlank. NCBI's taxonomy places the organism in Eukaryota, Metazoa, Arthropoda, Insecta, Hymenoptera, Vespidae. Gene Ontology annotation, molecular function: sphingosine N-acyltransferase activity; DNA binding. The record is from RefSeq and is a predicted model, not a curated record. Gene Ontology annotation, biological process: ceramide biosynthetic process. Gene Ontology annotation, cellular component: membrane.
AGAGAGAGAGAAUAGAUAAUUAAAAGAUAAGCUUAAACUAAUUCAUUAAUAAUGAAUACUCUUAAAAAUAUAACGUCGGCGUUUUGGUCACCGGACAUAUGGUUACCGCCCAAUAUAACAUGGGAGGAUAUUAAACCUAAUUCGGAAAACAAAUAUGCCGAUUAUCAACAUUUAAUAUUUCCUGUGCCAAUGGCCUUCAUUCUUUUACUCAUGAGAUAUACUCUUGAAAGGAAUUGCUUCUCACCUUUUGGCAGAUCGCUUGGUAUAAAGAAUACAAGAACAAAAAUAGCACCGCCAAAUGAAAUAUUGGAGAAAGCUUAUACUAGUAGAAAAAUCAAACAUAAACAGAUAUUAGCAUUAGCUAAACAACUGGAUUGGUCAGAACGACAAAUAGAAAGGUGGCUUAGACUUAGACGUUCUCAAGAUAAGCCAUCUACUUUAACAAAAUUCUGUGAAAACAGCUGGAGGUGUUCAUAUUAUACAUAUUCAUUCUUUUAUGGCCUUAUUAUUUUAUGGAAUAAACCAUGGUUAUGGGAUAUUAAGCAAUGUUACCGUAACUAUCCGUAUCAUUCAGUGUCCAACGACGUGUGGUGGUAUUACAUGAUAUCUAUGGCAUUUUAUUGGUCGUUGAGCAUUUCUCAAUUCUUCGAUGUGAAAAGAAAAGAUUUUUGGCAAAUGUUUAUUCAUCAUAUAGUGACCAUCGUAUUAUUGUCUUUCUCAUGGGUCGCUAAUUUAACAAGAAUUGGUUCAUUAGUUUUAUUAGUACAUGAUUCCGCUGAUAUAUUCUUAGAAGUCGCAAAAAUGGCAAAGUAUGCUAAUUAUCAAAAAUUCUGCGAUUUUGUAUUUGUUAUUUUCACAAUAUUGUGGAUUGUGACACGCGUCGGUAUAUUUCCAUUCUGGAUUAUUUAUAGUACAUUGAUUGAAGCACCUAAGCUAGUACCAAUGUUCCCAGCGUAUUAUGUGUUUAAUACAUUAUUGUGCCUCCUACUUAUACUUCAUUUAAUAUGGACUUAUGUUAUUAUUAAAAUCGCAUAUAAUGCCUUUUAUGCUGGUCAGAUGGAAGGUGAUAUACGAAGUAAUAGCAGUGAAGAUGUUUCAGAUGCCUCAGAGAAUAAUGCACUUGUCAAUAAUACAACGAACUACAUCAACAAACGAAGUUCAAGACAAAAGGCACAUUAACAAAACAACAAAAUUAAUUAGCUAAAAAAUCUUAACAUGUAUAAUGUUAAAGAUAAAACGGCAACAAAAAAAAUAAUAAUUAGCCUGGCGCUAAACGAUCAUUCUUCAAACUUAUUCGAAUUAUAAAGCUAUGAUUAUUUAUUAUUAUAAAAAAUGAAAUCAUAACUUUAUUGGAAAUAUCGAAAGUAAAAAAUAUAAAAAUAUAAAAAGAAUCGAAAAAAAAAAUGAUAGACUUAUAAAUUACGAAAUUUGUUGCUAUAAAUAUUUUUUAAAGCAAUAUCUUAAGUUUAACUCGAUGUAAGAAGUAAGGAGAAAGUGAUUCACUAUAGAUGCAAUGUCCAAAUUUCAUUUUUUACCAUAUUACCAGUAUUGUAAGAAAAAUGAAAAUCCUUUAGUCAUAUUUCACUUUCAUAUAUGUAUUAUAUCAUUUAUUUAUAAUUAUUUUAUUUAAAAAUUUCGGUACCUGUAUGUAUUAUCUCUUAAAACAACUUUAAGUGUGUGUUUAAUUAAACAAAGAAUGGACCAAAGCUUUAGAUUUUUGUCGGAAGGUAACCCUUUUUAAACUUAUGAUUCAUAAUAUUUAAAUAUUUUUAUAUAUAUUCAUUUUCUAUAUAUUCUGGAUAUAUAUAUAUAUAAACACGUAUAUUUAUAUAUGUAUAUACAUCAUGUAUAAGUUUAACAAUAAAAUAGAAUGGAAGAGCUAAUUACGCAAACGGAACUGUUUUCACAAAUAGCAUUUAUAUUUCUUCGCAAAGUUUUAUGUGAAUUUCUUUGAUUAAAUGUUAAAUAAUAGUAUUAAUCAGUAAAUAAAAAUCUAAUUGAAAAAGUAUCAAGUGUAAAUUCUUUUUUUAUAAAUUAUGGUGUAUAUAUCUAUAAAAUACAAUUCAAUGAAUGUAAUAAUUAAUAAAAUAUUAUAAAUAUU